This is a messenger RNA of Rubroshorea leprosula, 3118 nucleotides long. Lineage: Eukaryota; Viridiplantae; Streptophyta; Magnoliopsida; Malvales; Dipterocarpaceae. The record is from the annotation of a GenBank genome assembly.
CAGAGAUAUGGGAAUUUUCACAAUGCUCUCUACGCCACUCCGCCUCAUUUUCCUCUUCCUCUGCCUUAAAACUGCCUUUUCAUCCUCUUUACAUGCUUCUUCCUUCUCAACGACACACCUCUGCUCUCAUGAGGAGGCUGCUGCUUUGUUGCAAUUCAAGACUUCCUUUUCCAUCGAUUACACUGUUUGUGAUACUAAAGCUAAUUAUUCUAAGACUGACUCUUUGAAGGAAGGUAUAGACUGCUGCUCCUGGGAUGGUGUUAGCUGUGAUAAUGUCACAGGUCGUGUAAUUGCCCUUGAUCUCAGCUUCGAUUGCCUUUCUGGCACUUUUCCUUCGAGCAGCACUCUUUUUCUCCUCAAAAACCUAGACAGCCUCAAUCUUGCCUUCAAUGAUUUUAGGCUUUCCAAGAUUCCAUCGGAAAUCAGUCAGUUUACUAGACUAAAGCAUCUUGAUAUCUCUUAUUCUCAAUUUUCGGGCCAAGUUCCAGCAGAAAUUGCUCACCUCCCCAAGUUAGUUUCUCUCAAUCUCUCUAAUGACUUUUAUGAUGAUUCUCUUGAAUUGAUCCUUGAAACAACUACCUUCAGAAAUCUUGUUCACAACUUGAGUGAGGUGAGAGAACUUGUGCUUAGUGGAGUGAACAUGAUAUCUGUUAAUCCUCGUUUCUUCAUGAAUCUCUCUUCUUCAUUGACUACUCUUGAUCUUUUCGAGUGUGUGUUAAGAGGAAACUUUCCAAACAGUAUUUUCCGCUUUCCAAAUCUCAAGAAUUUUUAUUUAACUGGAAACGGAAACCUCGCUAUUGAUCUUCCAAGUUCCAAUUUGAGCAGUCCUCUCCAAUGGUUGUAUUUAGGUGAUAUGGAUUGCGGAAGGCAAUUGCGAGAGUCUAUUGGAGAUCUAAAGUCAUUACAGUCUUUGAGCCUUCACUGCAACUUAGAAGGUUCCAUUCCAGCUUCCAUAGGGAACUUAUCUCAACUUACUUACUUAAGCCUCUCUUAUAACAAUCUUAGCGGACUCUCAUCAUCACUUGCAAACCUCACCCAACUUACCUCUCUUGACCUUUCCAAAAAUCAAUUUUCUGGUCUCAUUCCAGCUUCCAUAAGUAACUUAAGGCAUCUCACCCAACUUACCUCUCUUGACCUUUCCAAUAAUCAGUUUUCUGGUCCCAUUCCAGCUUCCAUAGGUAACUUAUCUCAACUAACUGUCCUAAGCCUCCUCUCUAACAAUUUUAACGGACAAAUCCCAUCAUCAAUUGCAAACCUCACCCAACUUGCCUAUCUUUUCCUUUCCCAUAAUCAGUUUUCUGGUCCCUUUCCAGCUUCCAUAAGUAACUUAAGGCACCUCACCCAACUUACCUCUCUUGACCUUUCCAAUAAUCAGUUUUCUGGUCCCAUUCCAGCUUCCAUAAGUAACUUAAGGCAACUUACUUUCUUAGCCCUCUGUUCUAACAAUCUUUGCAAACAAAUCCCCUCAUCACUUGCAAACCUCACCCAACUUACCUCUCUGUUCCUUUUCGAGAAUCAGUUUUCUAGUCCCAUUCCAGCUUCCAUAGGUAACUUAUCUCAACUAACUGACCUAAGCCUCUCUUCUAACAUCUUUAACGGGCAAAUCCCAUCAUCACUUGCAAACCUCACCCAACUUACCUCUCUUGACCUUUCCAAUAAUCAGGCCAAUUACUUUGAUGGAAAUAUACCAUUUGGGUUUCCAAAGGGCUGUGGAUUACAAAAUCUCAACUUACAUGGAAAUCAAAUGGACAGCUUAUUACCAAGGUCUUCGGUGAAUUGUCGCAUGUUAGAGGUUCUAGACAUUGGCAACAACAACAUAAGUGAUACAUUCCCUCAUUGGUUGGAAUCUCUACCAGACCUUCAAGUGCUUGUCUUAAGGUCCAACAAGUUCCAUGGUUCUGUGCAGAGCACCAAAGAAAGUCCAUCUUUUCCCAAGUUACGAGUUCUAGACCUCUCCAACAAUGAUUUUCUUGGUCCUUUGCCUAUUCGGUACAUGGAAAAUUUUAAAGUGAUGAUGGACCCUCAUGGAGAGGAUGGUUCCCCUGAAUACACGAAGGUGUCGACAGGAGCCAAUUCUUAUCAAUAUUCACUGGUUGUGACAUGGAAGGGAAUACAAUUUCAACAGGAUCAAGAUCCAAGUACAAUGAUCUGGGUGGUGACCAAGGUGAGGGGAGCGCUUGUGGCGGAGGGAGUGGUGAAUGCAGGGUACGAAGUGGUUGAGCAGUCUAUCUGCAUUCUUCUCAAUGGUAGAGACUUCUAUAACUACACUGUGGCCAUGGAAGAUUCUGUUUUUCUCACUAGGACGGUCAAUAUUGGAGCGACUGCUUUAGUUACUGAUGCAGCAAUAGCAAUAUUUGGAGAAGCUGGUGUUAGGGUAGCAAUUGGAGUAAUGACUCUAUUUGGUAUUUUGCUUCUUACUGAGAUCACUCCAAAAACUAUAGCUGUUCACAAUCCCAUAGAGGUGGCUAGAUUUGGGGUCAGGCCAGUAGCAUGGCUUUCCUUGAUACCAUAUCCAGUGGGAAGAAUUGUUACUUAUUUAUCAAUGGGAAUUCUUAAAUUACGUGGUCUAAAAGGGAAAAGGUGGGGUAGAGUUGAGUGGAGCAAUAGAGGAGGAAGAGCAGAUUCAAUGUCAGUGUGGAAUCUUCUUAGAGAAUUCCAGAUCAGAAAGGUUCACAUGGCUGUUGUUCUUAAUGGAUAUGGUGGAACUGUUGGGGAACAUCAGUAUGAGACACUAUCUGGUUUUGUAUGCGAAGUAUUUGGAUACAUCCCUAGGGCUGGUGAGCCCAUCAAAGUUGUCCUCAAAAGGGAUAAUCGAGAUGAUGAUGAUAAGCAUGAUGGAGAUGGAUUUGAUCAUCAAGAUUUGAAGGAAAGGCAUCAAAUAUAUAGACUUGAGGUAGGGUCAAAGCACUGAAUGGAUUUCAGUAAAAAACCUUAGAAAGAAAAUAAACGUAGCUAGCAAUCAUGCAGUCUCUUGACUCUCUUCCACAUGUAACUUUCUGAAAUCAAUGCUAUUAUGCGGGCAUGCAUUUGUUCAUAUAGAAAUCUGCUUUUAUAUUGUUCAUCCUAUGAGAUGCUUCAUUUGGUGGCUUAGUUUGCUAAAUGAAACUUAGCAAUUGAU